CCCGGAUCCCUAUGGCAACAGGCGCUUGCGACAGGUGCGAGUGUUAUUUACGGGUCGAGCCUGAAAUAGCCGGUGGGGUGAGGGGGUGGGCGGAUGGGGCGAGGCAGGGAGCGAGCGCAGCAGGUCCGGAGAGCUGACUGGGUAGAGGCGAGCAAAGCUGGACGCUUCGGAGGCAUCGCGGAGCUGGGGCCGGCGUGGCGCAGAGGCAGGAGAGCUCAAGGGACCCGUGCCCGGGAGACCCGGGUGGGAAGUCCAAAGGGAGCGCGGGACCCUGAGCUGAGUUUGGAGCGAUCCUGGCCGAGCAGGACUUGGGAGCCCGGGGGAGGGGGAGCCGAGUAACUGCAGACAGACUGACUGAGAGUCCCUUUCCAACUCCUGUGUCCCCCAGGGUAUUUUGCCUUGGUUUUCUAAGCCAGAGUGUAGACCACAGUGCCUUGGUCUGAGCCCUGUCCUGACUACAGAGAGUCCCCAGCCUCUUUUUCUGGACCUCAUUGUGAUUCUCAGCCACUGUAGGAGACCUGGGCUCUUUUUUGAGUAGUCCCUGGCUCGCCCAUACCCCCUCGAAUUCCAGUGGGGUCCCAGAUUUGCUGUGAAUACUGGAGCUUCCACUUGCCUCUCUCAGACUUGGAGCGAUUUCUAACUUUACCAGUGAAAUCCCAAUUCUAACUUUUGUAUAGCCCAAAAGUGUUCUGAGAUUCCUCCUUUCUCAAAUUCUGAGCCAGAAGAAAUCUAAACUAUAUCUCAAACACACGAAAAACCUCAGCUCCCCUCUUUUCAAGGGAAAACUGUGAGACUUACGGGAGACCCCAUCAGCAACCUUUGGAAACUGGGCAAGUUUUCCCUUGGGCUCCUCAGUUUUCUCAUUGGCUAGGUAAACCUCAGAGUAGCCUAGCUUUUUCUCUAGGCCUCACCUGUGCCACGUUCAUGUGCAUAAGCCCUGGUAGCAUCCUUAGGCCAAAAAUAUAGUUAGUUUCUCUUCUCAGGGGCAAAGGCCUCCACUCUUGCAUUUGGGGCUCAGCUUUUUCUCAUUCCCGAUCUAGUUGACACUGAGCCUACUACUUCCUUUGAAAGUCUAGGCCCUGCCCCCUGCCCCUUAGGACCCGCUGCACAGGUCUUUCUGACUCCUUGAGGCUCGCCUGAGCUCCAGCGGAUCCCAUCAUCAUGAUGUGGUCUAACUUCUUCAUGCAAGAGGAAGACCGACGCCGGACAGCUGUGGGCCGGCGUCGUGCCCAAGAACAGCAGAAUCUCGGCUUGACUCCGGAGCGAGAGGGCAAGAUCAAGCUGGGGUUGCUGGUGGCAAUCGUGGGUGCUACGCUGGCUGUGCUGGCUGUGGGCACCGAGUUCUGGGUGGAACUCAAUACAUACAAGACCAAUGGCAGCGCCGUCUGUGAGGCCGCCCAUUUGGGGCUGUGGAAGGUGUGCAUCAAGCGACUGUGGCAGGCGGAUGUGCCCGCGGGCAGGGAGACCUGUGGCCCAGCUGAGCUGCCAGGAGAAGCAAACUGCACCUACUUCAAAUUCUUCACCACGGGGGAAAAUGCGCGCAUCUUCCAGCGAACCACCAAGAAAGGCCUGCUGCUCUUUGUCAGCCUGGAGGUGUUCCGGCAUUCCGUAGGAGCCCUGCUGCAGGGAGUCAACCCUGAGACCCCUCCAGCUCCACGCCUGGCCUAUGAGUAUUCCUGGUCCUUAGGCUGUGGUGUGGGCGCUGGUCUAAUCCUGCUGCUGGGGGGAGUCUGUUUCCUCCUGCUCACCUUGCCUUCCUGGCCCUGGAGGUCACUGUGCCCCAAGUGGGGUGGCCCAACCGCCUAGAGCCUGCUUUCUGAAGACAUCUGCCAACCCUGUCUCAGUUUCCAGCUUUCUCCUCAAGAGUUUUCAUCUCUCUUCUAGAGAAAUUGUUUUUCCCACUCUGGGGGGCCCAUUUCACAAAAUGUCUUGGUCCCUCCCUCAUCUUCUCCCUGUAAAUAAUGCUUUUGGGGGUGAGGGGAAUGGCUUAGUGAGUAAAGUGCUUGCUGAGCAAGCUUGAGGGCAUGGAGUUUGAAUCCCCAGAACCCACUUUAAAAGCCAGUACAGCAGCACAUGUCUGUAAUUCCAAUGUUGUGAAGGCAGAGAUUAGAGGAACCCUGGAACUCACUGAUAGGCUAAUUAGUCUAGCCAAUUAAUGAGAUCAGGUUUAGUGAGAGACCCCUUAAGAACUAAGGCAGAAGCAACAAAGGAAGAUGCUAAACUCUGAACCCCCCUCCCCCCCCUACACUCUUUUUUUUCUUGGUAGAUGAUUUUGGGUUGCUUGAGGUAGGAUGGGAAGAGGUUAUAUGCAAAUGGGGAUCCGUGGGGAAACUUCUGGGACUGAGGGAGUGUUAGCUGGUGAGAGGGCUAGGUCCUGAGGUCCUGGAAGGACUGGGGAGCUUUCUUUGUCCAAGUCUAUACUGACUCACUCAAGGGAGAGAUGUCCUACGACUGCCUGGUGGGACAGGGAAGAGCCCUGGUCCGACUUCACUGUCAUCUGACUUGGGAUUAAAGGUUUGAAGAUGUGACUGUA
Molecule: messenger RNA, 2533 nt
Organism: Mus musculus (house mouse)
Lineage: Eukaryota; Metazoa; Chordata; Mammalia; Rodentia; Muridae
Gene: Cacng6
Product: calcium channel, voltage-dependent, gamma subunit 6
Exons: 3
Coding region: 1162-1806 (214 amino acids)
Biological process (GO): calcium ion transport
Cellular component (GO): membrane; plasma membrane; L-type voltage-gated calcium channel complex
Molecular function (GO): calcium channel regulator activity
Source: RefSeq, a predicted model, not a curated record